Monosiga brevicollis MX1 is the source of this 729-nucleotide messenger RNA. RefSeq lists its product as uncharacterized. The record is from RefSeq and is a predicted model, not a curated record. The coding region runs from base 1 to 729 and encodes 242 amino acids. The transcript has 4 exons. Lineage: Eukaryota; Choanoflagellata; Craspedida; Salpingoecidae.
AUGGGCGGAAAGUCUGACGAGGAAAAGGCGGCUCGCAAGGCAGCGCGUAAGGCGGCCAAGCGUGCGGCUGAAGAAGCGGCGACGGCAACGACGGCAACCGACUUGAGCGUCGCUGAGCCGGAUCAAAAGAAGAAGAAGAAGGAGAAGAAACACAAGAAGGAGAAGACGGAGAAGACGGAGAAGACGGAGAAGAAGGAGAAGACGGAGAAGAAGGAGAAGAAGGAGAAGAAGGACGAGGUCAAGACGGAAGGCGCGACCCCGGCCGAAAAAGUCAAAAAGGCCAAAAAAGCCAAGGCAGACAAGGCCGAGCAGGCAGAGGUGGAAGUGGCUGAAGCAAAGAGCAAAAAGAAGAGCAAGAAAGAGAAAAAGAGCAAAAAGGACAAGACGCCCACCGACAAGCGCACCGCAGACGAAGCCCCCGAACCCACUGCCAAGCGCGCAAAGCCUGCGGCAGCCACAGCGAGCACGUCGGCUGCGCCGGCUUCGGGUCGAGCCUGGAACGAUUGGUCCAAGGCUGACUUUGGCAACGAGCAACAGAAGAACAAGUUUCUGCGCCUCAUGGGUGCCAAAAAGGCGGGUGCCAACAGUGGAAGCGCGGCUGGCAGCGGCAACGAUGUCAAUCAAGGUACACAAAUCAACAAACAGCUCGAGCGUCAGUUCACCGACGCGCUGCAGCGACAACAGGAGGCCAGCCGUUUUGGCAUGAAGCGCACCGGAUUUUCCGUGUAG